UACAACAUUUUACUUAGUCCCCACAAAGACCCUCUUCUUCUCUCUCUUUCUCUAACAUUUUCUUCUUCUAUGGUUCUUGAAUCCAACAGUCAUUAAUUCUGUGUUUUGCCCCUUUGAGAUUCUUGCUUCCUUUUAUACUUUGCAUACAAUGCACACCAACUGUCACAUCUUCCUUAUCCAGAAUUAUUUUCUUUUCUUUACUUCUGGGGCCUAUUUUACUAUAAUCUCCUAAAUGUUCUUUGUUUUUAUGCUUCAAGAUUGCUUCUUUUUGUUGAUUCUUGAUCUUUAAACUCAUACCCAACAACCCCAUUUCAUUGAAUUGAAAAGAAAAUCCCAAAGUUGAGUGAUUCUUGGAGAAAUUUGUUUUGAUUCUUGAUCUCAUUGAAAUCCAUUUUUGGACAAAAAAAAAGCAGAAAGAUUUGAUCUUUAUUACCCACAAUUACUGGGCAUUCUUCUCGUAUGAAGUUCUGAAACAAUGAGAGAUGAAAGCUCUAAGAAAACCAAGCUCUCGUGGCCUAAGAGUCUGGUGAAGAAAUGGUUUAAUAUCAGGAGCAAAGCUGAGGAUUUUCAAGCUGAUGAUAUUGUCUAUGGAGGUGUUGAUGAUGAAUGGAGGAACAACUUAUCAGAGAGGCAGGCAUCCACUAUUAAGAAAAGCAAAACAGAUAAGUCAAGUAGAAGGAAUGCUGAUCGUUUUCAUCGAAGUAAGAUUGACCUUGACACUUCAGAAGUUACAGAUGUGAAUAACUACCGGGUCUUUGUAGCAACAUGGAAUGUGGCCGGAAAAUCUCCACCUAGUAAUUUAAGUCUUGAUGAUUGGCUUCAUACCUCACCUCCUGCUGACAUCUAUGUUCUGGGGUUUCAAGAAAUUGUUCCUUUGAAUGCUGGUAAUGUUUUGGGGACAGAAGAUAAUGGUCCAGCUAGAAAAUGGCUAGCACUCAUUCGAAAAACUCUGAACAGUCUUCCUGGAGCAAGUGGGGGUUAUCGUACGCCCUCUCCAGUUCCUAAUCCUGUUGUUGAGCUAGAUGCUGACUUUGAGGGAUCGGUAAGAGAAGAAGCUCCAUCUUUCUUCCACCGCCGCUCAUUUCAGACGCUAAGCCGUAGCAUGAGAGCAAUGGAGAGUGAAAUGUCAAUGCCACGGGCUCAACUUGAUCGGCGAUUUAGUGUUUGUGAUAGAGGUGUCUUUGGGGGAAGGCCAAGUGAUUAUGACCCAUAUGCGCAAUGGGGUGGUUCCUCUGAUGAUGAAAAUUGUCCAGAUGAUUAUUCACCGGUUACAACCCACUAUUCCCCAAUUUCGUACAGUGGUUCCAUCACUUUAGAGGACAAAGACAGACAGCCAUCGAAAUCAAGAUAUUGUCUCGUCGCGAGUAAGCAAAUGGUGGGAAUAUUUCUUACUAUUUGGAUUAGAAGUGAUCUAAGGGACGAUGUUCGCAACCUGAAAGUAUCUUGUGUUGGCAGAGGAUUGAUGGGUUAUCUUGGGAACAAGGGCUCAAUCUCAGUUAGCAUGUCACUGCACCAAACAAGCUUCUGCUUCAUUUGUAGUCAUUUAACAUCUGGACAGAAAGAGGGAGAUGAGCUACGGAGAAACUCUGAUGUCUUGGAGAUUCUAAAGAAAACAAGGUUUCCAAGGGUUCAUGGCAUUGGGGAUGACAACUCUCCUCAAACAAUCCUUGAGCAUGAUCGGAUUAUAUGGCUUGGGGAUUUGAACUAUCGGAUUGCCUUGUCUUACCGAACUGCCAAGGCACUGGUGGAGAUGCGCAAUUGGAGGGUGCUGUUAGAAAAUGAUCAGCUACGGAUAGAGCAGAUGAUGGGACGUGUUUUUAAUGGAUGGAGUGAAGGAAGAAUAUACUUCCCUCCGACAUACAAGUACUCAAGUAAUUCAGACAGAUAUGCAGGAGAGGAUACACACCCAAAAGAGAAACGAAGAACCCCUGCUUGGUGUGAUCGCAUAUUAUGGUAUGGUCAAGGCCUAUAUCAAAUAUCUUAUGUUCGUGGAGAGUCCAGAUUCUCGGAUCAUAGACCAGUUUAUAGUAUACUCUUGGCUGAGGUCGAGUCCAUCAACCGCCAUCGUAUAAAGAAAAAUUUGAGUUGUGCUAGCUCUAGGGUUGAAGUUGAAGAGUUAUUGCCCCCUUCAUAUGGAUAUGAUGGAUAUUAUUACUAAGAAUGUAGAUCUUCAAUGAAGAAUCCUAUCCACAGAACUCCAUAUUCAGCAGCAGAUGCCUUUAGGUCAGGAAGUCAAGACUUGGAGUUUUGGACUUUAUGCUGCAAAAUUUAGAGGAAAAUUCUUAGCAAGACACUGCAAAAUGAGAGGACUUCAGAAGGGAUAAUUUUGCUAUAUGAUAUAUCUGCAGUUCUUCUGCCUCGAGUCAGGAGUGGAGCAGAGCAGUUCUGCCAGAUAUAAUGUGGUUACAGACAAGCAAGAAGUAAUUACGCAAAGAUUCAGAGCUGUUAGAAAUGUUGAGACCGGUUUCUUAUUCCAAAAUGCAGCAUCGAUCAGUUGUUAUAACUCUUAAUACAAGGAUGUGGUUAUAUAUAUCAGGUGACACACAGAGAGAAACUCUUGAGAAGGUGGUAUGGCUAAGCAAAGAAUUCGCUCCGAUGCAAAUCAACUUUCUCAAGGUUCUUCAUCUCUUUUGAGGACUAAAAGGAACACCCUGAUACAAAAAAAUGAUGAAAGUUGAUGCAUUGAGUCCUUCCACUCUUUAUUUUUUGUGGACCUUUAUGUUCUAUUUGGAGAAAAAGAAACUUUGGUUUGUGCUCAUUGUCACAGACAAAUAAGAUAUGUU
Molecule: messenger RNA, 2783 nt
Organism: Solanum stenotomum
Lineage: Eukaryota; Viridiplantae; Streptophyta; Magnoliopsida; Solanales; Solanaceae
Product: type I inositol polyphosphate 5-phosphatase 4
Exons: 14
Coding region: 476-2158 (560 amino acids)
Biological process (GO): phosphatidylinositol dephosphorylation
Molecular function (GO): phosphatidylinositol-4,5-bisphosphate 5-phosphatase activity; phosphatidylinositol-3,4,5-trisphosphate 5-phosphatase activity; inositol-polyphosphate 5-phosphatase activity
Source: RefSeq, a predicted model, not a curated record